UCGUGUCCCUCUCGCUCUUUUAUAAACUCUGAAACUUGCUCCUCUGCGAUCCAUCCGUGCAAACUUCACUGCGUCGAGAGUCUCGAGACGCUGGAACUUGUGGCAAUGGCGUCCAACCUCCGCGUGCACCUGAAGCACUGCUUCUCGCCGCCGUCCCUCCGGUCCUACUUCGCCGAGUUCAUCUCCACCUUCCUCUUCGUGUUCACCGCCGUCGGCUCCGCCAUCUCCGCCAGGAUGCUCACGCCCGACGUCACGUCCAACGCCUCGUCCCUGGUGGCGACCGCCGUCGCGCAGUCGUUCGGGCUCUUCGCCGCGGUGUUCAUCGCCGCCGACGUCUCCGGCGGCCACGUCAACCCGGCCGUCACGUUCGCCUUCGCCAUCGGCGGCCACAUCGGCGUCCCGACCGCCAUCUUCUACUGGACGUGCCAACUGCUCGGCUCCACGCUCGCCUGCCUCGUCCUCCACUUCCUCUCCGCCGGCCAGGCCGUGCCGACGACGAGGAUCGCUGUGGAGAUGACCGGGUUCGGCGCGUCGAUAGUGGAGGGGGUGAUGACGUUCAUGGUGGUGUACACGGUGCACGUCGCCGGCGACCCUCGCGGGCAAGGCAGGAAGGGGCUGGCGACGUCGGCGCUGGGCGCGCUGGUGGUCGGGCUCGUGACGGGCGCCUGCGUGCUGGCGGCGGGCUCUCUCACGGGGGCGUCCAUGAACCCCGCGCGGUCGUUCGGGCCGGCGGUUGUCAGCGGCGACUUCAAGAACCAGGCCGUGUACUGGGCCGGCCCGAUGAUCGGCGCGGCCGUGGCGGCGCUGGUGCAUCAGAACCUGGUGUUCCCGUCCGCGCCGGAGCCGCUGCCGCACGAGUCGCGCCACGGGAGCGUGGAAACGGUGGUGGUGUGAUUCAUCACAUCCGUAUUUUGUUUGCUUAUUAUAACUUGUUUGUUCCAGACUAAUGUGUGUUUGUAAUGGUUAGAUGUGUGCGUGAUGUUCGUGCAAUAAUCGAAGCAUGUUUGUAAAUUAUGUGUAGCUUCGUGAGUACUAUUACUGUUAUCAUCAUUAUGUGUGUUUGUAGCUUUGGAAUAAUCCAAGUACGCUUGUAAAUUAUGUUUGUAAGCCCUAUUAUCAUAUCCUUUU
Molecule: messenger RNA, 1128 nt
Organism: Hordeum vulgare subsp. vulgare (domesticated barley)
Lineage: Eukaryota; Viridiplantae; Streptophyta; Magnoliopsida; Poales; Poaceae
Product: probable aquaporin TIP5-1
Exons: 3
Coding region: 106-894 (262 amino acids)
Biological process (GO): water transport; transmembrane transport
Cellular component (GO): membrane
Molecular function (GO): water channel activity
Source: RefSeq, a predicted model, not a curated record